Fundulus heteroclitus (mummichog) is the source of this 2986-nucleotide messenger RNA. Its product is annotated as protein NLRC3-like. Lineage: Eukaryota; Metazoa; Chordata; Actinopteri; Cyprinodontiformes; Fundulidae. The transcript has 7 exons. The record is from RefSeq and is a predicted model, not a curated record. Gene Ontology annotation, biological process: regulation of apoptotic process. The coding region runs from base 23 to 2986 and encodes 987 amino acids.
AGACUCUGGAUCAGGAGAUAAAAUGGAGGAGCCUCUAGAAGAGAAGCAGCAGGAUUUAGAGAAAACACUUCUCAGUGUUCGCCCAGAGUUUGUGAAGAGGGUUUCUGAGGAAGUCCUGAAACAGCUCCUUGACUCCCUUGAAGCUGGUGGUGUCUUAAAUCAUUCAGAAACAGAGGCAAUACUUCAAAAGAACCAAACCAGAGCAGACAAGGCCCGCUCCACCAUAGAUGUUGUGAGGAAAAAAGGACCCGACUCCUGCAAAAUGAUGAUCCAACAUCUUCAGCUAAAAGAUGCUACACUGUCCAAUCAGCUGGGUUUGUCCUUUGCCUUAUCUGCUCAGCCAGCUGUUUUUGGUCGGUGUCAACGAGACCUUAAAGAGUUUCUGAAGAUGAAUUUCCAAUGUCUGAAUGAAGGCAUUCCUAAAGCUGGAAAAAAAACCUUUCUGGAUCAGAUCUACACAGAGCUCUACAUCACAGAGGGAAGAAGUACAGAGGUCAAUGAUCAACAUGAGAUUAGACAGAUUGAAACAGCAUCCAAGAAAACCAGUGGUUCAGAAACAACAAUUAGACGAGAAGACAUCUUUGAACUCCCACCUGGAAGAAAAGAUCCAAUCAGAACAGUGAUGACAAUGGGCGUGGCUGGCAUUGGGAAAACAGUCUUAACACAGAAGUUCAUUCUGGACUGGGCUGAAGGCAAAACCAACCAGGACAUCCACUUCAUAUUUCCAUUCACCUUCAGAAAGCUCAAUGCACUGAAAGGAGAAAAGUUCAGCUUGGUGGACAUUGUUCAUCACUUCUUCACUGAGACCAAAGAAAUCUGCAGCUUUGAACAGUUCAAAGUUCUCUUCAUCAUUGAUGGUCUGGAUGAGAGUCGACUUCCUCUGGACUUCCACAACAAUAUGACUGUGACAGAUGUCACAAAGUCUACCUCUGUAGAUGUUCUGCUGACAAACCUCAUCAGUGGUGAUCUGCUUCCCUCUGCUUUCCUGUGGAUAACCACGAGACCUGCAGCAGCCGGUAAGAUCCGAAAACAGUUCAUUGACCUGGAGACAGAGAUCAGAGGGUUCACUGACCCACAGAAGGAGGAGUACUUCAGGAAGAGAUUUGGUGAUGAGAAGGAGAAGGCCAGCAGGAUCAUCUCCCACAUCAAGACAUCACGAAGCCUCUUCAUCAUGUGCCACAUCCCAGUCUUCUGCUGGAUCACUGCUAAUGUUCUGGAGGACGAGUUAAAGAUCAGAGGCCAAGGAGAGCUACCAAAGACCCUGACUGAGAUGUACAUCCGCUUCCUGGAGACUCAGAUCAAACAGAAAAACAUCAAGUAUGAAGGAGGACCUGAGCUAAAAACACUCUGGACUCCAGAGAACAUAGAGAAUGUUCUGCCUCUUGGAAAACUGGCUUUUGAGCAGCUUCUGAAAGGAAACCUGAUCUUCUAUGAAUCAGACCUGAAAGAUUCUAAGAUUGAUGUCCAAGAGGCUCCUCUCUAUUUAGGGUUCUUCACUGAGAUCUUUACAGAGGAGAAAGGGAUGGACGGUGACUCGGUCUAUUCCUUCGUUCAUCUGAGCAUUCAGGAGUUUCUGGCUGCAGUCUACAUGUUCCACUGCUUUACCAGCAGGAAGACACAGGUGGUGAAGAACUUCCUGAGGGAAGAUUACACCAGCUGGAUCAAAAAGGUGAAGAACUUCCUGGGAAAAGGACAUAAUUACUCAUCUCUGCAUAAGUUCAUGAAGGCAGUCAUGGAUAAAUCCCUCAGAAGUGAAAAUGGCCACCUGGACCUGUUUGCUCGCUUCCUUCAUGGCCUCUCUGUGGAGUCCAACCAGAGACUCUUGGGAGGCCUGCUGGGUCAGACAGAGAACAGUCCAGAAACCAUCCAGAGAGUCAUCAACAACCUGAAGAAGAUGAACUAUGAUAGAAUAUCUCCUGACAGAAGCAUCAACAUCUUCCACUGUCUGAUGGAGAUGAAGGACCUCUCAGUUUAUCAGGAGAUCCAACAGUUCCUGAAAUCAGAGAAGGAGCUCUCAGAGAUCCAGUGCUCAGUUCUGUCCUAUAUGCUGCAGAUGUCAGAGAAGGUUCUGGAUGAGUUGGACCUGGAGAAGUACAACACAUCAGAAUCAGGACGACGGAGACUGGUUCCAGCUGUGAGGAACUGCAGAAAAGCUCGACUAGUGGGCUGUGAUCUCUCACUGACUGAAUGUGAAGUUGUGGCCUCAGCUCUGAAGUCCAACCCCUCCCUGACUGACCUGGAAAUAGAUCAGAUCUAUUAUGUAAUGAGAACCUUUGGAGACUCUGAGAUGAAGCGUCUCUGUGAGAUCCUGGAGACUCCAUUCUGUAAAGUAAAGAAGCUAACCCUCCUCCUCCCAGGAUGUGAAAAAGGAGGUGCUGGGAGCCGUAUCAGCCCAGAUGCUUUGUUGGCUCCUCACUUUAAAUCGGCGCUGGAGAAGAUCCAGAAGAACGCCGAGGAGUCAGAGACGCUUCAGGACCUGGAGCUAAACUGGGCCACCAUGAGAGCCCAGAGCAGACGCUGUCAGCGCUGCUCCGCCGGGUCACACCUCCACACAGUGACAGCUCUGUCCGUCAUGCGGCUGCUGGGGAUGACGUCAGCGGCCCACCUGCUGCUUCCGCUGGCUCUGCUUCAUAGGAGGCGCCUGCCUGCAGAGAUGCUUCACCCGCCUGCGCAGAGACCCUGUGGCCAGAAGAGGCAGAGGAUGACUGCAGUCCCUCCGUCAGUGGGAGCCCACCUGGCCCACUGGGGAACCCCCCCCACUGUGUCAGAGGGAGUUGCCCUCAGCAGACCAGAGUCACACGUCCCGGUGUUCACAGACGCUGUCAGGCUGGGAGGAAGGUGUCUGUCCCAGGUAGUGGCAGAGAAGUGGCCACACCACAUGUCUCUCCACAUAAAGGUGCUGAAGCUGACUCAGCAUUUUGCUCCUCUGCUGCGGGACCAGCAGCUUCUGAUCCACACCCACAACAGGCUCAUAGCAGCGGCAUAA